Molecule: messenger RNA, 3308 nt
Organism: Dermacentor silvarum
Lineage: Eukaryota; Metazoa; Arthropoda; Arachnida; Ixodida; Ixodidae
Product: protein toll-like
Exons: 6
Coding region: 255-3185 (976 amino acids)
Biological process (GO): toll-like receptor signaling pathway; innate immune response
Cellular component (GO): membrane
Molecular function (GO): transmembrane signaling receptor activity; protein binding
Source: RefSeq, a predicted model, not a curated record
AGAUGGCCUAGGUUUACCUUGGCGCAAGUAGCGAGAACUCGGCACCAUUAUUUUGGUAUCCUGGUGGCGGCAUUUGCGAUGCUUUUUUCCAGGAAUUAUACUCGAUGUGUACAACGGGUACUCUGUUCGGCGAUGUGCUGCCGUUAGCUGAGGUGAGACGAUGUCCACCUACUUUGCCAAGAACAAACGGUGAGCCUUAUUCAUUAUUCCGCAAAGCGUAGUCUGGAACGAGCUAAGCGGAAAGUGUUACGAUAAUGUCUCCCGGGUCCACAAUAGACCCCUACUAUGAGCGCAAGCUCUUCGUAGUGUUUAUAUUGGUAUUCGCAAUACAUGUACCUGAGGCCGUUGGAAGGAAAAAAGUAAACACUAAAUGCCCAGCCCUAAGACGCUGUUUCUGCUCGCGGUUGGCAUACGGCGCUGCGGUCAAAUGUAAGGGCACUUUAGUAGAUGAUGAAUUUCAUGCGGACAUGGAAAACCUACAAGGAGUCCUCGUCAGGAAGAUGAACUUGGAGAACCUCAAUAUCACCGAGCUGCCGGCCUCCUGGUUUACCAACAACGUUAUUUUCUCGCUACGAAUCCAUAAUUGUGGUUUACGCCACAUCGGGGAAGCGGCCGCACGUCACAUGACGAGGUUGUUUUCUGUGCGACUGAACGGAAAUGAACUGCAAAGUGUUCCUCUUGGUUUGACUGCUGCAAAGAGUCUUCAAGUACUCGCCGUACAAAGGAACCCCAUCAAGCAUCUUCAAGGACAGCUCACUUUUCCCGAACUAACCAAUCUGGAUAUCAGCUACAACGAAAUAGAGACAAUCGACGAGGAAUAUCUAUCUGGCUUACCCAAACUCCAAUAUCUGACCUUGUCGCACAAUAAUAUUCACAAGUUAUUGCCAAACCUUUUCAGGGAAACAAAAUUGCUGAUACAAGUGGAACUUCAUGAUAACCGCAUUUCUUCUGUUGAAGAAGUGUUCAAUGACCUGCCCAAAUUAGAGGUUCUUCUUCUCACACAGAACAAGAUCAGUGAUGCGAAAAGCAUAACAAGAUCCACGUUGCCAAAUCUGAAGGAACUCGCGCUUGGACAGAACUUGAUUAAUGUCAUUACCAAGUUUUCAUUUUGGAACUCUCGAAUUCAACGUGUCACCUUCAGCCAUAACGUCGUGACCGAUAUAAUGCCUGGAGCUUUCAAGCUACUUCACAAGUUGACCAAGCUAGACCUAAACAAUAAUAGAAUUUCGUACUUAAACGACUCUUAUUUUGCUCCUGAUUCUAUUCUCGAACACAUAGACUUGUCUAUGAAUAGGCUAACGACAUUUUCGAACGUAUUCAAUAGGACGCGAAGGAUUAAGGUAUUGAAACUGUCGUUCAACCUGAUUCUGGACAUCAGCGUUGCCUUCAGUGGCCUGACCGAGCUCCGCGAGCUCUACUUGAAGAGCAAUCUAAUUUCUAGCAUUCCAGAUCGCACUUUUCAAGACAACAUUCGCCUAAUACGCAUCGACUUGGCUUCAAACAAUAUCAGCUGGAUUGCAAGGAACGCAUUCGAGGGCCUUUUGUCUUUAACAAUAUUGCGCCUCGACAGCAACCGACUCUUUUCUCUCAACGGUUCAGUGAGAAAUCUGCCCAAGUUGCAAUAUCUGGGGGCGUCUUUCAAUGAGAUAUUGAGCUUGGAAAGAGGCGAGUUUGGAAACAACGGCGCUUUGACGGCCAUUUAUCUCAAGGCGAACAACAUCACCAACGUGGAGCGGGCUUUCAUCGGAGCCACCGGUUUGCUUACCUUGAACCUAGACUAUAAUGAAGUGGAGCUCCUCCGGAGAAGGGACUUCGCGCUGGAAAUCUCGGACGAUGCAGUGGUGACCAUUGACAGCAACCCUUUGAUCUGUGACUGCAGGCUGGUUUGGCUUAUGAAAGAGGACACUGAUAUUCGGACAAUAGGAAUGGCGAUGUGCGGGAAACCAUGGUGGCUAAAAGGAAAAUAUCUGCGCGAAUUAACGCAGGAAGAUUUCUUCAGGUGGGAAGAUGAGUGCGAGCCCGGAUGUCGUUGCGUAUGCCAUGAAGUAUCUUACGGAGGGCGAGAAAUUCAUGCGAAUUGCUCGUCAGCGACUGCCGGCAAAAUUCCGAAGAUGCUGCCAGAAGGCACGACACAACUGGACCUCAGUGGAAACCAACUGCGAGACUUGGAUGACACUGUCAUAAAAACAGCUCCUCAUCUCGAAGUGCUAUUGCUGAAAGACAAUGUCUUGUCGAGUGUAAACGUGGCCUCCAUUCCACAUAAAGUACAUUCCCUCGACUUACGCGGCAACAAGCUGCAACGUUUACCAUACUCGCUGGUCACACAACUAAACCUUACUGCUAUCUGGCUGUCUGGCAACCGCUACGCCUGCGAGUGCGUGGACUACAGCUUUAGACUGUGGAUUCAAGCUCAUGGCAACAUCGUUCGGGAUGCCAGAAAUAUAAUGUGUGCAAGAAGCUCCAACCUUUGCGUGUCAGAAAAAAAAUUUCUCAACUUGGGCCAGAAAGACCUCUGCCCGGCGGCGAUACCAAGAGGAGUGCUGUACCUCCUGCUGGCUUUCGGUCUCCUGGCGAUCCUACUGGUGCUGUCGGCCGCUUAUCUGCGCUACAAACAGGUGCUGAAGAUAUGGCUACAUGGUCACGGCGUGUGGGGUUUGGCGUGGUGCAUCGCAGAGGAUGAGCUGGACACGGAGAAACUCUUUGAUGUGUUCGUGUCGUUCAGCAGCAAAGACGCCGACUGGAUACACGAGCAAAUCAUUCCGGGACUGGAGGCCAAUGGCUUCUCCUACUGCACUUACGAGCGCAACUUCAAGGGCGGAUACCUUCUGCAGGACAUCAUUCGCGAUGCUAUGACCUGCUCACGGCGAACACUUCUUGUUCUCACACAGAACUUCGUGGCGAGUGAGUGGUGCCGCUUGGAGUUCCGGUUGGCACACCAGCGUGCUCUGAAGGACAACGUCAAUCGGCUUGUCAUUGUCCUUGUGGAUGAGCUGGUGCCUGGUAAACUCGAUGAAGACCUGCGGCGGUACGUGCAUGCAACGAAUUACCUGCGUUGGGGUGAGCCAAACUUCUGGGACAAGCUGCUGCACUCACUGCCCACGAAAGAAGCCAAAAGAAAGCUCAUCAUCGAGGGAAUACCAUCGCAGCUGACCGCAGACAGCACUGGCGAUAUGGAGCUUGAAUAGCUUUUGAGAUGCAGCCAUACAAUGAAGCUAAUACGAUGAUGGAAGGUACACAAAACACACUGAGCAACGUGAUGCAGCGUCAUCUUUGUCAUCUCGAGUACUCAUCAGUCAUAAUCAUAAAGG